CCCCGGCUGCCGAGAUGCCCGGGGUCGGCCCGCGCCCCGAGUCCCCCGAGGAGCCGCCCGCGCAGGAGGUCCUUCUUCUCGCAGCUGCCUAUGUUUCUGAUGCCCAGUACAACAGGAACGUUCCCUUUGAAACAUCCCCUCGGGCUAUCAGACGUUACUACUUUUAUAACAACUGGACAAUGCGAGUAGCCAUAUACUUCUUUAUCUGUGUAGACCUUUCUCUUGCCCUGUUUGAAGAACCUGCAUUGUUUCCACUGCCUUUCUUGGCCACCUCCGUAGCAGAAGUGAUCUGCCUGACUGCAUUCUGUGGAAGGCUGGUGCAUUUUGCGAGUAUCACUUCUCGAGUGGUUUUCUGGAAGGAUACGAAAAACAUCUGCAUUAUGGUCACCAUUGUGCUGACCUUGAUCGAUCUGAUUAUCUAUGGGUCCCUGGAAGCUGUUCACAUCCAUGGUGUUCGGUGGUCAAGGGCCUUGAGGCCAGUCUUCCUGAUUAGCUGCCCUGAAAGUCGUCAGAUCCGGAGGGCUUUCCGAAGCAUCCGGAACACUCUGCCGGACAUCCUCUAUGUCUUCCUCCUGUUUCUGUUCAGUGUGCUUGUGUUCUCCCUCAUGGCCUUGAAGCUUUUUGGGGACAGGGGUCUGAGAACUGCAGAAGGUGCUCCCUACUUCACGAACAUUCUGGAGAUAGCAUUUGAGCUCUAUGUGCUGGUCACUACAGCAAACAGCCCUGAUGUCAUUUCAUUACGGGGUCCCUCUGACACUCAGCGUUGCAAGAUGGAUAGAAAUGUAUCCCCCUGCCUGAGUGCACAUCCAGGCCACAGUGCUGAUUCCCUGAUGCCUGCCUAUAACGUCAAUUGGUGGUAUUCUUUGUAUUUCAUAACCUACAUCAUCAUCAAUACCUACAUCUUCAUGUCCGUCUUCCUGGCUGUAGUCUACAACAAUUACAGGAAGCAUUUAAAGAAUGAGAUCCGCAAAUUGGCAUACCUGAAACGUCACAAAAUGAUAGAGGCGUUCAACCUUCUAAAAGUCCAGGUGGGCACAGAGUUUGUGGUGAAGGAGGCCACAUGGAGGCAGCUGGCAAAGGUGGUGGCUCCAGACAUCAGUAGCUCCCACCUGGAGCUCCUUUUGAGGAUCUCUGAUGAGGGACAGAAGGGACAUGUGGAUAAAAUGAAUUUUCUCCGUUUGGCUGACCUCCUCAACAUCCAAGUGGUCACUGUCAACAUCAAGAGACAUCCACUGGAAUCCUGGGUACCAUGGAUCUACCAAUCUUCUGCAAGUCUUCUGGUCCAGAGGAUGGUUAGGCACAGAAUUUUUGUCUGGAUUUAUGAUAUCAUCAUUCUAAUCAACGCCAUAUUCAUUGCUCUGGAUGAGAAAAAUCCCUUUAUUUCCUGCGCAGAAUGGCUUUUCCUUUCUCUCUAUGUCAUGGAGAUUCUCCUGAAGCUGUACACAUAUGAGCCCACAGCCUACUUUGGAAGGAGGCAGUUUUGGAACUGGUUUGACACAUUGAUCAUCAUUGCAGCCCUGGUGGCCACUGUGACCAAUACCAGCAUUCAAUCAGCAAAAAAAUACAACAGCCAGCAGAUACUGGACAUUGUUCUGAUACUGAGAAUUCUGCGACUCCUAAGGGUCAUUGUGAGCGUUCAGAGAUUUCGAGUGAUAGUGACCACUUUAAUGAACAUUGGCCCCACCAUGCUCACGUUUGGAGGACUUGUCUUUGUGGUCUACUAUGCGUUUGCUGUCAUUGGGAUGGAAAUGUUCCAUAGCAAAGUCCAUUUUUUUGACCCAAAUUUCACCACUCCUGAUGCUCUGGUGUGUGGGAAUCCAGCCUUAAAGGGGUCAGCUUUUGCCCGAGAUAGGUACUGUAAGAACAACUUCAAUGACCUUGCUUCGUCCUUCAUUGUGCUGACAGAGCUCACGGUGGUAAACCAGUGGCAUGUCCUGGCAGGUGGCUUCGCCCUGGUGACCCACCAGGCUGCAAAGCUGUACUUUAUCCUGUUCCAUGCUGUGGUCGUCAUCCUCGUCGUUAAUAUUUUCAUAGCAUUCAUCUUGGAGGCCUUCUUUGUGGCAUAUUCACUAGAAAAAAGUGACAUUGAAACUGCAAUUGAGAAGAAGAUUCAAGAGCUGGGAGUGGGGGUCCAAGAGGAAGACGUGAAGGACAGGAAGCUCACCGAGAACAUGGAUACCAAGGAUGGCAGCUUCAGCAGGGAGGAUGGAGACAGGAGGAGGACGGCCUUGAAAGGACUGUACUGCAGAAUUGCAUCCAAAAAGUACAGGACCGUGGAUGCCUUGCUGCAGCGGAUGUUUGAGUCUGAAAUUGCUCCUGAAGAUGAAGGCCCUUCCUUGGAUGAGAUUCUAAACCUGUCACCUAGUGACAUAUAUCCCAAGAGCCCCAAUUUUGAGAACAGUGCAUGAUCCUGGGCUUGCAAGGAUCCACAGCUGGACACCCACUUCUCAGCCCCAAUUAAAAAAAAAAAAGAUGAAGCCAUCUUUAUUUCCACAUGCUAGGUGAUGAUUCCUUCAGCCCAGGCUGCCUUUUGUAUUUAAAUGAGCUUGUGAAUAAGCUUCAUUCACCCUACAGAUAUGUUCUUAGAUAUGAUCAUGAAAGCAAAGGCAAGAAAGCUGAUGAGCUGCAGCCACCUGGCUGGAGGAGAUGUCACUGGGCAGAUCUUAAGGUGUGGUGGUGGGUUUGGGAUUUCAGUCUAAAGAUAUGCAAAGUGUGCCUAGCUGGAGUUCCUGAAGCGUGCUGUGCUGUGUCACUUUUGGUCUGUGCUUCUCUCUCUCUGCUUGGACCUGUGAAGGCAGGCCAGCUUCUUCUACCAUUUAUGGAACUUCCCCUGGAUCUGUAAGCUUCAAUAAAUA
Messenger RNA from Jaculus jaculus (lesser Egyptian jerboa), 2855 nucleotides. Its product is annotated as two pore calcium channel protein 1-like. Gene Ontology annotation, biological process: transmembrane transport; monoatomic ion transport. Gene Ontology annotation, cellular component: membrane. Lineage: Eukaryota; Metazoa; Chordata; Mammalia; Rodentia; Dipodidae. The record is from RefSeq and is a predicted model, not a curated record. Gene Ontology annotation, molecular function: monoatomic ion channel activity. The transcript is spliced from 20 exons. Bases 15 to 2408 code for a protein of 797 amino acids.